AUGGCCAACAAAAACUGCUCACUUCACUUAGCUCUUAUCGUGGCUUGCAUGGUCACCAUGACAGCGACGGUAGCCGAAAUGCGCAUGAUGACGAAGACUAUACCUUGGUCAUCAUGCAAUGGGACGAUAGGGGAGUGCAUAGAAGCAAAGAAGAAAUUUGAGAUGGAUUCAGAGAGCAACAUGAAGAUAUUUGAAUCAAAGAACAAGGUGAUAGGAAACGGUGCAAUAGGGAGGAAUGGAAUUCCAUGCUCGAAGAAAGAUAAUACCACCAAGAAUUGUAGACCGGGUACUCCUGCCAACCGAUACAACCGUGGCUGCAGUCCCAUUACUCGAUGCAGGGGUGGUGGUGGUGGCGGCGGCGGUAGCCCCCCUCAUGGUUAA
Messenger RNA from Arachis ipaensis, 381 nucleotides. NCBI's taxonomy places the organism in Eukaryota, Viridiplantae, Streptophyta, Magnoliopsida, Fabales, Fabaceae. The record is from RefSeq and is a predicted model, not a curated record.